AUUUCUAGGGCUAUCGUGAUCAAAUGCUAUCUGAAGAAAUGAUGCAUCUUGUACCCGCCAGUCUGCAAGGUAAAGAGGAUAUUUUAUUCGGCAAUUUACACGAAUUGUAUACAUUUCACAAUGAGAUCUUUCUGAAAGAUCUGGAAAAUUGUAUAUCUACGACAGAAUUGGUGGCGCUGUGUUUUGUGCAAAGGCGCGACACCUUCUAUCGUUUAUACUCCUUCUACUGCCAAAAUAUACCACGCUCCGAUCGGCUGCGUGAAACGCUCGUCGAUACACAUCUCUUCCUGCAAGAAUGCCAAAAGCGUUUGGGUCACAAGCUACCAUUGGGCGCAUAUCUGCUGAAGCCAGUGCAACGCAUUACCAAGUACAAAUUGCUGCUCGAAAAUCUGCUGGGGUCCAGCGAUAGCGGCAGCUGUACCAAAGAAUUACAAAAAGCUUUAGAUUGUAUGCUAAUCGUGUUGCGUUGUGUGAACGAUUCGAUGCAUCAAGUGGCUAUAACGGGAUUUCCGAGCAAUCUUUCGCAACAAGGCGAACUACUGCUGCAGGAUCCCUUCCAGGUGUGGACGGAGUCAAAGAAGGAUUUGCGACUGCGCAAAAAACCGCAGCAGCGACAUAUUUUCCUUUACCACAAAUCUAUGAUUUUCUGUAAGAAAACCUCGAAGCCUGGACACAACAAAAGCACCUAUCAGUUUAAGCAUCAGUUGAAGUUGUCACAAAUCGGCCUCACCGAAUCGGUACGCGGCGAUUCAACGCGCUUCGAAGUCUGGCUACAGGGACGCCAAGAAGUGCAUACACUGCAGGCGCCCACCGAGGAGGUGAAAAAUAAAUGGGUCACUGAAAUCAAGCGACUGCUGCUCAAUCAAUUGGAAGAGCUGAAAGGCGAAAAGAUCAAACAGUAUGGCAUGAAUCAUCAUGGCCUGCGGCAGACAACCUCAUGGGAUACGCCAAAUAUUCUGUUGGGCAUGCCACAACGCGCUGUGAGCUGUGAUGCAUCCUCCGAGUCUUCGAAUCGCAAUUCGAAUUGCAGCAGCAGUGGCGAUGAUGUCUACCCGCACGGCAUGCCACCACCACUCUCGACGGUGACAGGCAAUGGGCAUGCGCAUGGCAAUAGCGCUAGUGGUGUUGGUGGUGACAAAGAGCAGCAAGAGGCAUGCGGCUGGAGCUCGGAUUACUCGAAUAGUGAGGAUGAAAUGUCGAUCAUCGAAGACAACAGCGCGCCGCGUUUCAUGAAUUUUCUGGCCCAGUGGACCUACAAUUCUGAUGGUAAUGGUGGUGGCUCUUAUCCGCGUAACAGCAAAUCCAAUUCGAAAUUCUAUGUCUCCGUGGAGCAUUGAGCAGUUAAGCAAGCUUUAAAACAACAAAAAUAAUGGAAGUAAUAUACCCCAUUCACAGAGAAAAAAAAAUCGAAAAAUGUACGAAAUACCAAAAAGUUAGUGAAAAAUCAAAAUGAAAUCGCCGACCGCUUAAUUUAUAGUACAAAAUAAUAUUUAGUCACGUAAACGACACGCAGUAAAAACUUAAAAGCACGCAAACUUUAAAAUAUGCUAUAGCAGUACUCAAAGCGAUUACAGCUUAGUGCAACAGGUCAUCAGUCGAGUACAGAAUUGAGUAUUUAGUCCAAAAAUGUAUUUGUAGCGCUAACGAAUUACAUAUGUAAAUAUUUUAUAGUAAAGUGAGACAAGUAAAAAAAACAAAAAAUUCAUUAUAAAA
Messenger RNA from Rhagoletis pomonella (apple maggot), 1713 nucleotides. Its product is annotated as guanine nucleotide exchange factor DBS. Gene Ontology annotation, cellular component: cytoplasm. Gene Ontology annotation, molecular function: guanyl-nucleotide exchange factor activity. Lineage: Eukaryota; Metazoa; Arthropoda; Insecta; Diptera; Tephritidae. The record is from RefSeq and is a predicted model, not a curated record. Gene Ontology annotation, biological process: intracellular signal transduction.